Molecule: messenger RNA, 2591 nt
Organism: Drosophila teissieri
Lineage: Eukaryota; Metazoa; Arthropoda; Insecta; Diptera; Drosophilidae
Gene: unk
Product: RING finger protein unkempt
Exons: 9
Coding region: 30-2051 (673 amino acids)
Molecular function (GO): metal ion binding
Source: RefSeq, a predicted model, not a curated record
GUGAUGUUUUUUGCACAUCACUAACAACGAUGUUGGCAAAUGAAACGAACAAGCUGCUGCUUUCCUCGCAGCAGGAAAAGCCAAAUCACUACACCUACCUGAAGGAGUUCCGCGUGGAGCAGUGCCAGUCGUUUUUGCAGCACAAGUGCAACCAGCAUCGCCCCUUCGUCUGUUUCAAUUGGCAUUUUCAAAACCAGCGUCGGCGUCGUCCAGUGCGAAAACGCGAUGGCACAUUCAACUACAGUGCGGAUAACUAUUGCACCAAAUACGACGAAACCACUGGCAUUUGUCCCGAGGGCGAUGAAUGCCCCUACUUACACCGCACUGCUGGAGACACCGAAAGGCGAUACCAUCUGCGCUACUACAAGACAUGCAUGUGCGUCCACGACACCGACAGCCGUGGAUACUGCGUCAAGAAUGGACUACACUGCGCCUUUGCCCACGGCAUGCAGGACCAGCGCCCACCGGUUUAUGACAUCAAAGAGCUGGAGACCCUGCAGAACGCAGAGAGCACACUGGACAGCACUAAUGCUCUGAAUGCCCUGGACAAGGAGCGCAAUUUGAUGAACGAGGAUCCCAAGUGGCAGGACACCAACUACGUGCUGGCCAACUACAAGACAGAGCCCUGCAAGCGCCCACCGCGCCUGUGCCGCCAAGGAUACGCUUGUCCACAGUACCACAAUAGCAAGGACAAACGUCGCUCGCCCAGGAAAUACAAGUACAGGUCCACUCCUUGCCCCAAUGUCAAGCACGGCGAGGAAUGGGGAGAACCGGGUAACUGCGAGGCCGGCGAUAACUGCCAGUACUGCCACACACGCACCGAGCAGCAGUUCCAUCCGGAGAUCUACAAGUCGACCAAGUGCAACGAUGUCCAACAGGCCGGGUACUGUCCGCGCAGCGUCUUCUGCGCCUUUGCCCAUGUGGAACCAUGCUCAAUUGACGAGAAGGCGCGGGAUCACACGGUGUCCCUAAGCGAGCUUAUUUCCAAUGCGUAUCCUGAUUUAAAAGCCCAGGAUGCGUUUCAAAGGGGCGAUAAUUUGUUGAACAUUGAUGGUAAUAGCACCAAUAAAAUGUUGGUAGACGCUUUGGAAAACACAACAAAUUUCAGCAAAUUUUUAAGUUUCUCACGACCCCUGGACAGUCGUUCAGCUUGCUCACUGGACGAUCCGCGCGAGAACUCAUUGUCGGCGAGUCUGGCCAAUACUAGCUUAUUAACACGUUCCUCGGCGCCAAUUAACAUUCCUAAUACGACUCUAAAUAACUCAAUUAACGAUUUUAACUCAGGUGGCUUCGCCGUCAACAUUCCCAGCAGCUCGCUCCCCUACAGUCCCACCAACCAUGCCAAUCUCUUCAACGUGGACGCCUUCAACUAUGGCGGCUCAAACAAACUCAGCAAUUCCCUUUCGGCCACCCAGAAUGAUAGCAGUCUCUUCUUUCCGUCGCGCAUUAUAUCGCCUGGAUUUGGUGAUGGCUUGUCGAUUAGUCCUUCGGUAAGGAUAUCCGAAUUGAAUACCAUACGCGACGACAUCAACAGCAGCUCGGUGGGAAAUAGUCUAUUUGAGAACACUAUUAAUACGGCCAAGAAUGCGUUCAGCCUGCAAUCUCUGCAGUCGCAAAACAACAGCGACCUCGGCCGCAUCACCAAUGAGCUGCUCACAAAGAAUGCUCAAAUCCACAAGUUGAACGGACGCUACGAGGACAUGGCAUGCAAGCUAAAGAUCGCGGAGCUCCAUCGGGAUAAGGCCAAGCAGGAGGCGCAGGAGUGGAAGGAGCGCUAUGACUUAGCACAGAUACAGCUCAAUUUGCCAGCAGAGCUUCGGGACUUGUCCAUACAGAAAUUGAAGCAAUUGCAGUCAAAGCUGCGCACCGAUUUGGAGGAGGUCGACAAAGUAUUAUAUUUAGAAAAUGCCAAGAAGUGCAUGAAGUGCGAGGAGAACAAUCGCACGGUAACUCUGGAGCCGUGCAACCACCUGUCUAUCUGCAAUACAUGCGCUGAAUCGGUCACCGAGUGUCCCUACUGUCAGGUGCCGGUAAUAACCACACACACCUAGAACAUGUUUUAUCAGCAACAGGACCACAAGUGGCCCUUUGGCUGAAAAUCGGAUAGGAAAGGGGAUUCCGAUAGGAUAUGAAUGGAUCAUGGGGAUCAAGACCGCGAACAGCAUGACAAUGUGGUACUCACAAAGCAAACUUUAGUCAUAAGCAAAACGUUGAAACUUUUGAUCAGUUAGGAUUUGACACAAGCCUACUACUUGUGCAAGUGGCAAGGAAUAUAUAAUUUAUAUUUUCAAUCUACGCAAAAUAUGCAAAUUAUCGUCAUGAAUAUUAGCAAUUACUAGGCACAAACUAUUAAUUGAAUUAGAUAGCAACUCUAAGCAAAUAAGUAUAUAAUUUUAUUUUUGUUUAUUUUUUCUCAAAUCGAAUACAGGAAAAAACAUUUUAAAUUGAUUUUUUACUAUGCUUUAUGUAACCAACUCUUUUAAUUUUGUUUAAUAUUCAGUGUUUAGGCAUAUAUAUUUUCUAAUUUACUGCACGAAUUUGCAAUGUCUCAUUUAUUUUUUUUUUACCCACAUAUAUUUGUGUAUCUCUAU